Molecule: messenger RNA, 1020 nt
Organism: Penicillium soppii
Lineage: Eukaryota; Fungi; Ascomycota; Eurotiomycetes; Eurotiales; Aspergillaceae
Product: inositol phosphorylceramide synthase regulatory subunit KEI1
Exons: 2
Coding region: 1-1020 (339 amino acids)
Biological process (GO): inositol phosphoceramide metabolic process
Cellular component (GO): Golgi membrane; inositol phosphoceramide synthase complex
Molecular function (GO): inositol phosphoceramide synthase regulator activity
Source: RefSeq, a predicted model, not a curated record
AUGGGGGUUUCCCGUUUUCUCCGCAUUCCGCGGCCAGAGUCCUUUCUCUAUGUGAUGAGCUUGGAGACCGGUGCCUCCCUGAUUACCCUGUCGAUGCUACUGAAUAAAAUCAGUGGUCUAUAUGGUUUGCUGGCGCUUUUGACAGGCUACCACCUAUCUCCUGUACAACUGUCAAUGUACCUUUGGUCCCUCGUUGUCCUUGGGCUCGCCGUCUUCCUAUUCCCUCACAUUCGCAAGCAAUCACCUCUACAAUGCCUCGCCCUCGCCUACCUCUAUGUAUUCGACACUCUGAUUAACUCAGCCUACACUGCCGCAUUCGGUGUCACUUGGUUCUUGGUGGUAUCGCAACAUUACGACAGUGGCAAGGCGGCCGGCCCAGGAGGCGACACGAUCGCUCAAACUGCUGGCUUCACCAGCCCAAAGUACGACGCCGCAUACGUCGAAAUCCAAAACACUAAAGACGGCAACAACUUCGUUGCUCACCCCCCGCGCGCCGAAGAUCUUAGCAAUGUCGUCCUUCAAUCAGAGAGUCUCCAGAGCAUUGUCAUCAUCUGCAUCUUGUGGAUCAUCCGCGUCUACUUCGUUCUCGUGAUGCUUGCUUUCGCGCGCCAGGCUCUCCGCCUAUGGAUCGCCAUUCCCCGCCACACUCAGCUCCCAACCCACAGCCGCAACGUGUCGGUUGCCAGCGUCGCCGACAUCGAUCGGGAGCCGUUCUCCCCCUACAGCCCAGAUGGACAAGGAUGGGAAGGCAAACUGGGCCGAAUCAUGAUUGGUAUUGGCCACAGCUAUUGGUUGGGUGAGGAGGAGGACGGCAACUGGCUUAGCGGCAUCAAUCACAAGUUCCGCAACCGUUCGAACAACACAGAACUACCCGGUGCCUUGGAACGCGAGAGGAGACGUCGCUCUGGAACAGGCCCUCCACAACCCUCGCAGUCUCUUGUUCGGCCCACUGUUCUCCAUCAACCCAUCCCGGAACAUGGCACGAAUGUCAAGAUGCAAGAUUGGAACGCACCUCGAUAA